AAAGAACGCACUGCAACAGCCUCUACAACGCAAUGCAGUAUGGCUAAUGCAGAGUUCCACUGGAAAUGAAUAUACUUCUUCUGGUGUACCAAAAUACAAAGCACUGCUGGAGUGAUCGAGGCCCUGUGUAGAAAACGACAGAGUCCCGGAUGUUGGCUGUCGAGACUGGACUCGAGAGAAAGGCGAACGGGAAAAGGCAGAGAAGCCGAAGAGGGACGACACUGGCGAGAGUUCAACGGGUCUUACCUAGGACAAACUCCAAGAGCAUAGGCACCUGAGGGACUUUCUUGUUGAAGAAGAGGUGAAAGGGGAGGGGGCAGAUACUUCAAUACUGCCCUGGACCAAGGUAACGACCUGACAUACCCAGGGCCUCACUCAGAGACCGCUAGACAGCUGAGCUGGGGGAGCCUUGCCCUCAGCCUCCACUCACCUCACCUGGCCUGCUUUCCACCCAUCAACACCCCCCCGCCCCCCCCCAGCCUAGCCCAGCCUGCCGUCGCUAUGACGUCGGAGCUGGAGAGUAGUCUGACCUCCAUGGAUUGGCUGCCUCAGCUGACCAUGCGGGCUGCCAUCCAGAAGGCGGAUGCCCAGGGGGGCCACGGGGGGCAGGGCAUGGGCAAGAAGAACGCCAUGCUGGACCCCAACACCACGCUGGACCAGGAGGAGGUCCAGCAGCACAAAGACGGCAAGCCGCCCUACAGCUACGCCAGCCUCAUCACCUUCGCCAUCAACAGCUCGCCAAAGAAGAAGAUGACUCUGAGCGAGAUCUACCAGUGGAUCUGUGACAACUUCCCCUACUACCGGGAGGCAGGCAGCGGCUGGAAGAACUCAAUACGGCACAAUCUGUCAUUGAACAAGUGUUUUCUCAAAGUGCCUCGCUCCAAAGACGACCCGGGAAAGGGCUCCUACUGGGCCAUCGACACCAACCCAAAGGAAGACGCCUUGCCCACACGGCCGAAGAAGAGGCCACGGUCCGGAGAGAGGGCUUCCACACCGUACAGCCUGGAGUCGGAGUCUUUGGGAAUGGACUGUAUGAUCUCUGGAAGUGCCUCUCCAACGCUGGCAAUCAACACUGUGACGAACAAGGUGGCAUUAUACAACCCAGAUCAGGAUGGGAGUGACAGCCCAAGAAGCAGCCUUAACAACAGCCUGUCUGACCAGAGUCUGGCCUCAGUCAAUCUAAACAGUGUUGGCAGCGUGCACAGCUACACACCGGUGACUAACCAUCAAGAGUCGGUGUCUCAGUCCAUGAGUCUCCAGCAGCCGCCCCAGCCCCAGUACAGUAUGCCAGAGAGGGACAAGCAACUCCUCUUCUCCGACUUUGAAGAUCUCAGUGCCUCCUUCCGCAGCCUUUACAAGUCUGUCUUUGAGCAGUCCUUCAGCCAACAGGGUUUGAUGGGCAUGCCGACGGAGUCGUCCCAGCAGACCCAUACCGCCUGCUCCUAUCAGCACUCCCCCAGUGGCACAAUCAGCACCCAGAACAGCCUGACAAACAACCACUCCAGCAGCGGUGGCCAGGUGCCCCUGUCCCACCCUCCCCAGCUCCCUGGCCAGAACACCCACCCGGGCCACGGCUCGCCCCACACACAGCACCUCUCCCAGCACGGCCAGCAUGGCCCACACAACCAACAUGGCCAACACGGCCAACACACCCAGCACCCACAGCACUCUCAGCAUGGGCAGCACCCCUCACAUGCCCAGCACCCGCAGCAGCACACGCCGCACCCCUCCCAACACGCACAGCACACCCCGCACCCCUCCCAACAUGCCCAGCAGCACGGCCAGCACCCCUCCCAGCAGCAGCACCAGAGCCUGGCUCACCAGCCCCAUCCUGCCCAGCAACAGAUGGCCUGCAACACAGGUCUGCCCUCUGACUGGUACCCCAAUCUGGACGCACUGAAAGAGAGCUGCCGUAUUGCCAGCAGUUAUAACUGGGCUGAUGUCGACCUCUCACCUUUUCAAGGACUGAAGGAGAGCAUGAGGCAAGCGGAGCUGAACAACUGGUCUCUGGAGCCCACGCAGAUCGCUGACCUCUGCUCGUCUAUCAACCAGUUCUUCACCCGCACUGGUGUCAUUCAGCCACAGGGGGCAGUGCAGCCGCCGCCUGUACCCGUAUGCCAUGGCUCCAUGCACCCCAACAAGCCCAGCCAGCACAUCACCACAGGAAAUCUCUACAUGGACUCCAGACAGAGCAUGUCUAUGAUGGGGCCCCCAGGGUACCCCCACAUGACAGGACACCAUGCGCAGAUGAACCAGCAGCACAUGAUCCCUCCCAGAAACUUCCAGAUGCACCGCAUGCCAGCAGAUGACAUCCAGGAUGACUUUGACUGGGACUCCAUUGUCUAACGUUAGAUGUUCUGCCCCUAACGAGGAGCUUCCAGGAGGUGCAGAGGAGAUGAGUGUAUGAGGAAGAAGCCAGGCUGAGCUGUACGCUCACAGUAAAAGGAGACGGAACUGUUGUUGGUGGGAUACAGAACCAUAGAACAGGUGUCACUUUCGGAGGAGAGAGCAAGAGAGAGAGACUUCAGAGUCCUGACAUUUUUACAAACAAAAACAAAACGUACAAAAAAAAAAAGUGUUACUUUGAAGACAAUCAUAUUUAGUAAAACAUGUUUAAAGUGGUGGCUUAUGUGCUUGUCUUGACGAGGCAAGUAGCACACGUUCAUGUCAAAACACAUGCUCCAGCCUUCAUCCCUCGGCCAGCCCCCUUCGCCCCCCACCCCCCUCCCAGCCAGCAUCUAUCCAAAGUCUCCCCAGGUCCGUCCGUAACUGUUGUGUGAUUUGAGCGACCUUUUUCGGCUUGUUAUCCUUCUCGUGUUGACUUUAGGCCUCAGCUGCUUCUUGGAUGAGUUUCUCUCUUUUUCGUUGUUCUUUUAUGGAAAACGCAGGCAGCCUUUUUGACUAACGUGAUGGUGCUUGUUGGUCACCUUGUGAGUGGACGAUGGAUCCCCAAUGGUGGGUUUAUUGGUAGUGAGGUUAGGUUUACAGUAGCUAAGGUUACGUUAUGACCAGGGUGUUUUGCAUUGAACUCUGCUUGAUAUAAAGAUCACAGAUGCUUCAUCAUAGAGUAAUCCAUCCAGUUGUCCUUUAACCAACCCAUCUGGUCCAUUAAAAAAAAAAAAAAAAAAAAAAAAAAAAAAGCUAAUUGUGGAUAUUCAGCAACAUUACCGGCAGUAUUUGUGGUUUUGUCUAUUCUGUCAACAAUGUAUCAUACCUUUUUAAAUCUCCAAUACUCCAACAAGACUGAAAAAGAUGCAUGAGUGGGUGACUAAGAAAUCCAGACCUCCUUUUCACAGUCUGUCCUUUGUUUGACUUGUUGAAUAAUACUUAAGACUGCAAGUACAGUCUUCUCAAUCACUACAUCCUUUCACUAGUCAUACACAAUGAAUUUGAGUACAUGUCUGCGCCCUAUUGUCUGUAGGUGUCUCUUCACCUAUUACAUUCUGUGCACAUGCUGCACAAAGAACUGUAGGAUAUCUCCCUGUUCUCUUCUACAAGCCAUGCAGUAGGAAUGUUCUUCAUUCAGAUGCUAUACAUCUGAAUCAGUAUCGAUCUCCCCCAAUAUCUUCCUUGCUGUGACCCAGUCAGACUUGCACUGCAAGGCAGAGAAUAUGCUGUAAUACAAUCAUGAACAAUAAAAUAAAAAACAAUGAGAAUGUGGUGUGUGUGUGUGAGAGUGUGUGAUUUUAAUGUAAUUUUAGGGCUAUGAUUGUUUGCUGCAAUCAUCUGCAUAUGCUAUCAAUGAGCACAAAACAGAUGCACAAAAGCAGAGAAAUGAACGGUUAGAGGCAGAGCUGCAUUUUUUUAGGCAGGGUUAAUAAUUCAGAGAAAUUAGCACUUUUUCUGGUCAACAGCUAAGGGGGGAGGGGAGAGAGAGAGGAGAAAAAAAUGGGUGGGAGACUAGUGGUGCUGGAAACACUCCUGUUCACUUGUCAUGUCCCUUAGUGGCUACUGAAUCGGACUUGUCCUGAACCCUCAACACGGUUGCUUGCGCAACCUAUAUGGGAGCUUGGGCUGAGUCUAGCACAGUCCAGCUUACCUUUUCACUUUGUUUCUUUCACUACGGAUCACCGAGAUAAACUAAACAUUCACUGUUGCCCCCCUCCCUCCCCCUUUAGACAAACCUUUAGCUUGGGUUGGAUUUUGUUUCUUUCCAUUGCUGAAAAUAUUUUUUUUUGUGUGUGUGAUCUAACGACAAUCGCGACAAGGUUUGUAGUAUCACAUUAACACAGCUGAGCCCAGACACCUUUUGUCUGUUGUAACAGUUAGUAUACAUGUGUAGAUACUGUGUGGCUGUCCUUUUUGAAACAGGUUGCAGAAGACAGAAGUGGGAAAGCUGGGAUGGAACUAGAGCUUUUCACAAAAACCUAUACUGCCAGGCGUGUCUGCAAGGUUGUACAGAUCUUUUGCCAGCCAGUUCACUCUGUAAAUGGUUCAUUACUACCCAUUUUGUUCUGAUAUUUUAGGCUAAUUGUUUUUAUUUGUUGCUUUUCCUCCGUCUUUAUCCAUCAUGUCUUGCUACUUCUACCUUUACUUGUAGCUGGUUAUGGGUUAGAUUCCCAAAUGUUCCUUGUAUUUUAAACAACCGUUGUGUGUGUGUGGCUCAUGUUCUUUCCUGUGGAUACCCAUUGAGUGUUUAGGCUUUGUUUAUUGGCCCUAAUCAGUCAGUCAUUUAAAGGGAUACUGAGGGAUUCGGACAAUUGUUUUUCUACUUACCCAGAGUCCGAUGAACUCGCGGAUACCCUUUGUCUCUACGUGCAGUAUAAAGGAAGUUGGAGGUAGUUCGCAAGCCUCUGUUAGCACAUUGACUGGAAGUCUGCAGGUACGCUAGAGUAUGGGUAAGUAGAAAAAUGGCUUAAUUGCCAGAAUCUCAUAGUAUCCCUUUAAAACAGUCAGAAUGCUCAUUCAGUUAAAAUGCCAAGGUUACUUCAGAUUCUCAACCAUUGAGUCCUUCAUUAGUGAACAAUGAAUACUUUAUGAAGUAGUAGUGAUGGUGAAUUUACCAUUUGACUGCUAGAUAAGGUCAGCGUGGGUCCUGUAGACUCUGUUGAGACUGACCCAAGGAAUGGGUGUUAGAAUGUGGAUCUAAAUGUGAUAGGGAAGUCUUGGCAGCCCAUGGUUGGCAGGGCAUGUUUGGUAUGUUGCAUUUCAUCACUGGUAAUGAUGAGGGCACUAAUGGAAAAACACUAGACGACCGUCAAAGGGUAUGUAGUUGUUAACCCACCCCCCACAGCGCAAAGAGGAGAUGGGAAGGGCGGGGAAGAGCUCAUAGAUGUGAACGAGUAAGGGAAAGACUGAUGACUGGGUCAUGUUUAUGCAUCACCCUCUUUACUGAGUCUGUGUGUCUGUCCGUGUGAGCGAGUACAUUUUGUUUGAAAAGACUAACUCAAUUUUUAAAAUACCACUGGAGAUGUACCUGCCAGAGAGAUUACUGAUAUCAAAAAAAAUAAAAAAUAAGCCUUGUUACAUGGGAGAACUGCCAACAAGUACUGCUGAUUGAGGCCUAUUUUAUUCAGUGCUGGUGUGUUGUGCUUCUUGUAAAUAAAUGUAUUUUCAAUCAUCCCUUUUUCCUCUUGGGGGUGGGGCAUCAAGGCAAGGGUGGGACUUACUCAUGAGAGGAGGGAAAAAGAAUAGAGUAUUUUGUUAUUGUCCAAUCAGAGGGUGACACAGUAUGUAUAUAUCUAUAUUGUAUAUAUGUGAUGAAAAUGCGUUGGCUUUUUGUGUGACACUACCUUUUACCUGUACUAUGGUUCUACAUUCAGUGUUUCAAUGUUGAUAAUGUUUUUUGAUUUUUGUCUUUGUCAUUUCUUGUAUUUGUUUUCCUUUUGUCCUUUUUUUGGUUAUUGCACGGUUUAUUACUUUUGCUGUCCAAUGAGGUGACACAGCUACUCUUUGUAUUGGUUUAGUGCUGUAAAAUAACUCCAGUGUUAUUAGAAUUGUCUAUCCCACUCCCAUCCCCAAUAUGCAUGAAUGGCACUUAAAGAAAUAAAAUAUGUUAACUUCACUGUGGAA
Messenger RNA from Oncorhynchus keta (chum salmon), 6012 nucleotides. Its product is annotated as forkhead box protein J3-like. Lineage: Eukaryota; Metazoa; Chordata; Actinopteri; Salmoniformes; Salmonidae. The record is from RefSeq and is a predicted model, not a curated record. The coding region runs from base 502 to 2346 and encodes 614 amino acids. Gene Ontology annotation, biological process: regulation of transcription by RNA polymerase II. Gene Ontology annotation, molecular function: RNA polymerase II cis-regulatory region sequence-specific DNA binding; DNA-binding transcription factor activity, RNA polymerase II-specific. The transcript is spliced from 13 exons. Gene Ontology annotation, cellular component: nucleus.